Messenger RNA from Spinacia oleracea (spinach), 666 nucleotides. RefSeq lists its product as uncharacterized. Bases 1 to 666 code for a protein of 221 amino acids. The transcript has 2 exons. Lineage: Eukaryota; Viridiplantae; Streptophyta; Magnoliopsida; Caryophyllales; Amaranthaceae. The record is from RefSeq and is a predicted model, not a curated record.
AUGACUGACGGUGAGGAUACUCCUACCUCCGCUGCUACUCCGACCACGGUUGUCAACGCCUACCACCCGUCGUUGGGUGUUACUAAUAUCCAUGGCCUUGUCUCUCUUGCCCUUGAUGUUAAUAAGGAUGAAAAGGCUACAGCUAUGGUGGCUUGGGAUAACCUACGCAACUUUUUCCAGGAUAACAGGGGCAGUCGGGUUGUCCAUCUUGAUAACCGUUUUGGCUCUAUCAAACUCAAGAAUUGUGCGACUCUGGAUGAUUACCGUUCGGAGUUGAAGGAUGUUUCCGACCAGUUGGCGGCAAUUGGCCACCCUAUCUCGGAGGAACGAUUGGUUCUCAAGUUGGCUGCAAAACUUACGCCGGAGUACAGGACGAUGGGGACGUUGAUUCAGCAAAGCAAUCCUUUUCCCUCGUUUGUCGAGGCAUGCUCCAUGCUUGAUCUUGAACGGCGCACCCGCGAAGAGAAUGACGACGUCGAGUCUGCUCCACCGACUGCUUUGGUGGCGGCGGCGGCGGCCAAUGUAUCCGCGUACCCAGUGGCUGCUCAACCUAACUCCGGUGGCGGUAAAGGGAAAGGAAAGGGGAAGAAAAAAUGGAAUAAUAAAAACUCCGGUAAGAACUCAGGCAAUAACAACCGUGGGAAUCAAUCCUCUCAAAACAAUUAG